ACCGCCACAGAUGCGAUAUAUACUCACCAUUAACGAAAGAAACCCAGUUGGGCUCUUUGCGUUCAGAAUAAUGGCUCUCUCUCAAACAUUUUCUUCCUGACAACAAAUGGAAGAAGGAAUGGGAAUGAGAAAUAUCACUUUUUAAGGUCAUUUUGAUGGAAAAAGAAAAAACCUUUUAGCUUUAAUUGUUAUAUGACACAUCAUGAAGUUAGAAACUGAUAGUUCUCUUGUGAUUCUGACGGUUGCAUGAUCAUAAUUUCUUGAGCUAUGAGCUUAAAUUUGAUUGUAGUAAUUGGUUAGCUGAAAAUAUUUUGUGGGUUUGUGAAAGGUUGGGUAUAUUAUGUUGGAGGGUCCAUUUUUGUAGGUUUUGUGGGUUUUUCUAUCCUUCUGUGAAAGUUUGUGUAUAUUAUGUUGGAGAGUCUAUUAUCGUGUAAACAUUUGGUUAUUAACAUCAGAGGUUGGAGGGAAAGUUAAAGAGGCUAUUCGGUUUGUAAUGGAUCAUAGUAAUUCAGAGGAAAGUGAUUUAAUUGUUGAUUUGGAAAGAGGUGGGACGACAAGCGAAGAUGAUGGAGUUAAAGACUUGAAUGUAGGUGGUAAGCAUGCAAGGAAAAUGCUGGGUAGGCUGAGGAGUGGAAAAAUUGGUUUUGAUAGAUCAGUGAGGGAUAUGGAUGGAUUAGGUUCAAGCAAGAAUGUAUUACACUAUAGUGAAAAUUUGGAGAUAUUGAUCGGUAAUGUGGAUGGAAAGGCAGCGGCGGGUAUGAUGGAGAUGGAAAUGGAAAAAGAGAAGAGGAAAAAGACGAGUUCUAAGAAGCCUCCCAAACCGCCCCGUCCUCCUAAGAGUCCAUCAUUGGAUGCCGCCGAUAUAAAGUUGGUCAGAGAAAUUUCUGAGCUUGCGAGAUCAAGGCGUGCAAGAAUUGAACAAAGGCAGGAGAUGAAGAAAAAGAGAGCGGAUAAGGCAUCAUCCUCAAAUGCUAACCUUAUUGCGUUUGUAAUCACCAUUCUCUUCUGCUUUGUGAUAAUCUUCCAAGGUUUCUUGGGUUCUCGUGUGUGAUGCGUCUAGAAGCAUUCAUCCUCAAAUUACACCAAGUAGAUUCCUGCCUUUUGAGCAGGGUCUGCUGGAGCUCUGAAUCCUGAUUUGGCCUAUUUGCUGAAAUUGGCCUGUGUGCAGCAGUCUGGCAGAGCUGCAUUCAAGGAUUCUGGUCAUAGGCUUGCAGAACAAUUACAUGGUAUCAAUUUUAGGUGGAUAUGUGAUUGCCCAAAGGCUGUUGUCAUGCGGCAGAGACAUGGAAUUGGAAGGAGGAAUUUCCAAAUUCUGCAACACUGGCAAUAUGGUGGUGUGAUUCAAAUGGAAUACUUUGACACCUCUUCACUGACUCUUUGAGUUUCCCAAGUCUUUCGGGUAGGGUUUGCUGGAGCUCUGAAUCCUGUUUCGGCCUAUUGCUGAAACCGGCCUAUGUGCGUCCGUCUGGCAGAGUUCUU
Corylus avellana is the source of this 1479-nucleotide messenger RNA. RefSeq lists its product as uncharacterized. The record is from RefSeq and is a predicted model, not a curated record. Lineage: Eukaryota; Viridiplantae; Streptophyta; Magnoliopsida; Fagales; Betulaceae.